Molecule: messenger RNA, 355 nt
Organism: Nematolebias whitei (Rio pearlfish)
Lineage: Eukaryota; Metazoa; Chordata; Actinopteri; Cyprinodontiformes; Rivulidae
Product: patatin-like phospholipase domain-containing protein 2
Source: RefSeq, a predicted model, not a curated record
GUUUGUGGAGUGGAUCCCAGAGGUGCCUGCUGAUGUGCGCUGGCUGUUUGGUGUGGCAGGCGACGUGUACCGACAGGCCUGGAAGGCAAAGCCAGACAGCUACAACAGCGAGCCAUCUUUGAGGAAGUGUUUGAGUGUGCCCCCGCUGCCUUCAGAGAUCCAAGCGUCCGCGCAGAGCGACAUCCUUCCAGCUAUGUCCUCGUUUGACCUUCACAGCAGCUUCUGGCAGGUUCCCAAACCGACCUCCUGCCCUCCUCUCAUGGCCCCGUCCUCCCCACAACACGUCUGCUUUUUCGUCGGCUCACAGGAUGAACGGCCCGCACUGCAGGAAGACCGCUCAGAACCUGCUCUUUAA